Messenger RNA from Oncorhynchus keta (chum salmon), 1050 nucleotides. RefSeq lists its product as uncharacterized. The record is from RefSeq and is a predicted model, not a curated record. Gene Ontology annotation, biological process: adenylate cyclase-modulating G protein-coupled receptor signaling pathway. Gene Ontology annotation, molecular function: guanyl nucleotide binding; GTPase activity; G-protein beta/gamma-subunit complex binding. Gene Ontology annotation, cellular component: heterotrimeric G-protein complex. The annotation marks the transcript as partial. Lineage: Eukaryota; Metazoa; Chordata; Actinopteri; Salmoniformes; Salmonidae. The transcript is spliced from 2 exons.
CCUCUCUCUCUCCUCUCCCAGUAUGUUUGAUGUAGUUGUGACCUCUCUCUCCUCUCCCAGUAUGUUUGAUGUAGUUGUGACCUCUCUCUCUCCUCUCCCAGUAUGUUUGAUGUAGUUGUGACCUCUCUCUCUCCUCUCCCAGUAUGUUUGAUGUAGGUGGCCAGAGAGAUGAGAGGAGAAAAUGGAUCCAAUGCUUUAAUGAUGUGACUGCUAUCAUCUUUGUGGUUGCCAGCAGCAGCUACAACAUGGUCAUACGAGAAGACAACAACACCAACAGGCUACGGGAAGCCCUGGAUCUCUUCCGCAGUAUCUGGAAUAACAGGUCUGUUAUAUGUUGUAGAACAACAAUCACUAGAGCGAAACAUUCCCAUUUAAGCCACCAUUUUCUGACGGGGUGGAUUCGGACCAGCGGGCAUAUGAAGUGUAGAAGGAGGAAGUUGCUAUGGAACCCUGACCUGUUCACCGGACGUGCUACCUGUCCCAGACCUGCUAUCUGUCCCAGACCUGCUGUCUGUCCCAGACCUGCUAUCUGUCCCAGACCUGCUAUCUGUCCCAGACCUGCUAUCUGUCCCAGACCCUGCUACCUGUCCCAGACCUGCUACCUGUCCCAGACCUGCUACCUGUCCCAGACCUGCUAUCUGUCCCAGACCUGCUACCUGUCCCAGACCUGCUAUCUGUCCCAGACCUGCUACCUGUCCCAGACCUGCUACCUGUCCCAGACCUGCUACCUGUCCCAGACCUGCUACCUGUCCCAGACCUGCUACCUGUCCCAGACCUGCUACCUGUCCCAGACCUGCUACCUGUCCCAGACCUGCUACCUGUUCACCGGACGUGCUACCUGUCCCAGACGUGCUAUCUGUCCCAGGCGUGCUAUCUGUCCCAGGCGUGCUAUCUGUCCCAGACGUGCUAUCUGUCCCAGACGUGCUAUUCUGUCCCAGACGUGCUAUCUGUCCCAGACGUGCUAUCUGUCCCAGACGUGCUAUCUGUCCCAGACGUGCUAUCUGUCCCCAGACGUGCUAUCUGUCCCAGACGUGCUAUCUCGUCCCAGAC